Molecule: messenger RNA, 919 nt
Organism: Saitoella complicata NRRL Y-17804
Lineage: Eukaryota; Fungi; Ascomycota; Saitoellomycetes; Saitoellales; Saitoellaceae
Exons: 1
Coding region: 33-758 (241 amino acids)
Source: RefSeq, a predicted model, not a curated record
CAACACCGACAACACCGACAACCAUUGGAAUUAUGCCCGCCGAGAAACGCAAGCAGCCCUCUUCUUUCGCCAAAACCUCCAAGAAGGCCAAGCCCGCCGUCAACGAUGACGUCCCGGAGCACAUGAUCGCACUCUACCAAGUCCACACCCGUACUGAACCCGCAUCCCUCCCUCAACAAACCGAAGACGACGAAGAUGACCAGACGACAACCCAAGAACCCGCACCCCCAAAGGCCUACAAAAGUCUGAAAAAAGCAAACUUCGUCGCCUCGAAUUUCGCACGUUCAUUCUUUAAAAAGUCAAACAUCGAGAUCUCUCCAAAAGAAAUCAAAUCUACCUCCGAGAAUGGGUUGGUUCGGGUCCGGAUCGAGCAUUUAACCGAGGAUGGAGAUGAGUUGCUCGCGGAGGCUUGGGUUGAAAGAAAGUUGAGGCCGAAGACGCAGGAGGAGCUCGAAGGCAAGACUGAAGAAGAAGAGGAGGAGGAGGAGGAGAAAGAUACGACGGCACCGGCGAAGCGCAAGAUCGGGGAGUUGUAUAUGAUUCACACCAGAGUCAAUGGAAAGGAAGUCACUGGCGCCGGGUUCACGAAGAUCAAGAAGGCCAACGCCCGUGCAAGAAAGUUUGUCAGAGAGGCCGUGGGAACGUCAGAUGGAGACGUAUCACAAAUAGAGGAGCGGAUGUCGGGUGGGGGUGUCGAAGUUUGGUGUGGAGACAACAUCAAGGCUUGGGUUGUACUGGAGCAGCGCAACCAGCAGUGAGGGUAGCAGUGAAGAGCACAAUGUCCCAUGAUAUACCCGGAGAAUGGACAUCGCGAACUGAGGCGAACAGUUGAAACACGAACCAAGUGAUAUAUUCAUCUACAAUAUGGUAUACUUAUCGUACAACAACAACUUUACCCCAGCACGAACCCGUUUAGCAA